AUGGCAGAUCUUUCAAAGAUUUUAGUCGAAGGGGAAGAAACGCAAACCGCGGCCGGCUACUGGAGCAGCUUGGCUAAGACGACUCUGGCAAGAAUAAUCAUCUUUAACAAAAGAAGAUCAGGGGAGACUGCGACCCUACAAAUAGGGCAAUUUCAGUGUCGCCCAAAUUGGGCCAGCUGCAGCACUGCUUUAAAGGCAUCGUUGACAGCCUUGGAAAAGCGUCUUUGUGAGAGGUAAGAUGUGAGUCAGUAAAGGCGUAUAUUAGAGCAAGGGAAGAUAUAUGGAAAGUCCGCGUUUUACGCGCUACUCCAUAUUUUAUACUUAGUUCGCAGUCUCGAGGGGUUUUAUUUUCGCCAUGUCAGUAGGCGAAGAUGAAUACAAAGGGCAUUAAAUUUCGCGAUCAAAGUGCGCGAACUUUUCAUAACUAAUAAGGCAGAUGUAAUGGAGCUCUGGCUGUUUUUACAACAGUUUUUAUACUAGAAACGCGGACGAAAAAUAUAAAAACAUUCCAAGCUCAAAAGGAACAACAAAAUGUAACCGUUUCACCCAUCCGGAUUAAUCAUGCACUGUGAUGCUAUAAAGUGUUAGUACUUGUUUUAAAAUUAAAUCCUUAGGCUCGACCUAAUAGAAAUCACGGGCAAGCGAGGGAGGACGGUCCCAAUCAUACUGACACCUGACACAAGGGCAGCGGUAGAGCUGUUGAUAGAAAGAAGACCACCAGUUAUUCCCAAGUCAAACAAGUACGUUUUUGCAAGAGCUACCAAAGGCUCUUUGGGUCAUCUUCGUGGUUGGGACUGCGUCUCAGCCAGCGUUAAGGAGGUAAAGGAAAUACAGAAGCCAGAGGCAAUUACCAGCACAAAGCUGCGAAAAUACAUUGCGACCGUGUCACAAACUGCGGCAUUGACGGAACUAGACGUAGACUGGCUCGCACGCCACCUUGGACACGAUAUUAGAGUCCAUCGUCAGUUUUAUCGCCUUCACGAAUCUACAGCAGAGUUAGCUAAGGUCAGCAAACUCCUUUUAGCAGUUGACGCGGGUAAUAUCGAACAGGUGCAAGGAAAGAGUCUUCUGGAUAUGUCAGUCGAAGGUAUGUAA
Messenger RNA from Porites lobata, 1095 nucleotides. Lineage: Eukaryota; Metazoa; Cnidaria; Anthozoa; Scleractinia; Poritidae. The record is from the annotation of a GenBank genome assembly.